AGGGUUAUGGGAUGAACUAGUCAGUGCUAAGUGGACGCCAGUGCAGAGAGCUGCUGUCUCUCCUCUCCUAGGGAAGAUCAGUGGCUCCGUGGACAGCUAUCAUUGUUUGUGUCUUACGUGCAGAGAGCUGCUGUCUCACCUUUCCAAGGGAAUAUCUGUGGCGCAGUGGACAACUGUCCUUGUUCGUGUCAUACGCUCGCUUGUCUGCUGUCUGGACGCAGCCGUAUGUCUGCUCUCACAGCCUCCAUUCUCUGCUGUUUCGAGUGGGUCGUCCUCUGCCGUCUCAAGGGACCCGCCUGGUGUUGUCUGUGCAGAGCCAUCCUACGCUGUCUAAGCGCUCCGAUUUGUCUACUGUCUCAACGCUGCCGUCCAUUUGUUUACGAAGUAGUGCUGUCUCUCUGAAAGUCCACAACAUAUUGGAUGUCAAUGCCCAAGAGUAUCAUAUUAACAACUAAUUGUCAUCUUAGUGUCAAGUGUCAACCGCAGAAUGUCAUCUUAGUUCCAGAGUGUCACCUAAGUCUCCGAGGAGUCACAUUAAUCUCUGAGUGUCAUAUUGGUGAAUUCCGUGGAACUUUUGGACAAGAAACGCACAUACACUCGCGCCUGUGAAACAAGGAAGGUGUUGACACUCAGAAGCAGAUUUACUGAGUGAUCUGAGUGGUGUGUUUUGUUGAUCAUCCAUCAGGAAAUUAUCGAAGGGCCUCAUCCAUCGUUACGUAGUACUGGUGUUGCUCCAGCUUGAAGAUGAGCGGCAGCAGCAGCAAGUUUGAUGACCUCCUCACUCAACUGGGCACCGGCAGGUGGAACCUCCUCUACUUUCUAACGUCCUCCUACUGGUGUUUGCUGGUGCCUCCCCAGUUCAUUAGCGGUGUCUACCUGGCCCCAGCCAUUAACUACACCUGUCGUCCACCUGAAUCUGAAGACAGUGUUCAUGUGUCAAGAGACUCAUGCUACUACUCAAUCAACAAAUCGUCUUUGGUGGGUGUGGAGGAGGAGGAGCCUUGUACUGAGUGGGACUUUGACACCUCUGUCUUCAGCACCACUCUCACCUCUGAGUUCUCACUGGUGUGUGGACGGGAGCACCUCAGAGCCACCUACCAAGGAGUCUACAUGCUAGGCACCUUCCUCAGCCCCUUGCUAGGUGGCUACCUAGCUGACAGGUACGGACGGUGGAAGGUCGUGAUGGCUACACAAGUCGUGACAGUCAUCACAGCCAUAAGUCAAUGUUUCAUACACAGCUUCAUGUUCAUCCUCGUGCUACGGUUCUUCAUGGGCUCCGUCAACCUACUCACUCUCUUCAUCUUCGCUCUGGAGGUAUGUGAGCCCAAGCACAGAGCUUUAGUGGGUAUCCUGACUGGGCUGCCCUGGGCGCUGGGCACCAUGCUCUGGGGUGCCCUGGCUUACUGUAUUCGUGACUGGAGGUGGUUACAGGCUGCUGUGUCCUUCCCGAUCCUCCUCAUCCUUAUUCCUAUUUACUUCCUGGACGAGUCUCCACGCUGGCUCAUCGUGAACGGACAUCACGACAAGGCCUUGCUGGUGCUGCAGAGAGCUUCUCGCUGGAACAAGGCAACACUACCUCCUGAAGAGGAUCUUAGAGCUCUCAUGAGGAACGUACAAGAAGAGUCGUCGAUGCCGGUCAAGGUGAAGGAGGCAGCCCAUGAAGGUCUUGAGGUGACCAAGAAGCACUGCAGAUCCCCUAGACUACCGGGUUUGAUUAGCACUCGUGCCAUCACUGUGGUCACUGUAGUGGUAUGUCUAGACUACUUCGCUGUAUCACUGGUGUUCGACGGGCUUAACCUGAGCGGUGACAACUACAGUGCCGACCCCUUCCUCUACAUCGUGCUGGGAGGGCUGAUGGAGGUGCCAGGGUAUACCCUCACUGCCCCAGCAAUAGACCGCUGGGGCAGGAGGAUGCCCACUGCCCUGAGUUAUAUCCUCUGUGGCAUCCUUCUCCUUGCUCUGGCUUUUAUACCUCCUGACAUGUCGUGGUUGGUGAUGACGCUGGCCAUGGCUGGCAAGGUGUGUAUCAGUGGAGCUUUCCAGCUCAUCUACGUCUACUCCUCGGAGCUCUUCCCUACAGAGGUCCGACUCCAGGGCAUCGGAGCCGCCUCCGUCCUCGCCCAGCUAGCCUCCACCAUCCUGCCUUACAUCACCACCUUCCUGGGACCGCUGGUACCAUGGGCGCCGUCAGUAAUAUUCGCUGGGGUGUCACUGGCGUCUGGUGUCAUUACCUUGGUGUUGCACGAGACAGCAGGCAAGGCGCUACCUGACACCAUCACAGACCUUACGCACAUCCGCUCACUCAAGAACCAGGAAGAGAAUGUUGAUCCUUCAGAAAUAGAGAAAAUUGCAACUUAAAGGCGGGUGUGUUAAGGGUUAACUCAACUAAAUUAAAAUAUCAUUGUGUUCUGUCGCACCCCACGAGAGGAGGCUCGGGAUCAUUGGAUUUUCCAUCUGCAGCCAGUAAAGGCCAGAAUGGUAAAACAUUUAGACCCAAACAAAAAGAUUUGUGCCAGUGUACACUUUGCAUUCAGUUAAGAAUGCAUAGUAAUGUGUAUAAUUUGAGACCGACGAAAAUUACCAUGUAUUAUCCUCGUACUUUCAGUAAUGAUACUAUUCACCAUAUUUUCGUAAAUAAAGAAUUUCACUGCAAA
Cherax quadricarinatus is the source of this 2654-nucleotide messenger RNA. The record is from RefSeq and is a predicted model, not a curated record. Lineage: Eukaryota; Metazoa; Arthropoda; Malacostraca; Decapoda; Parastacidae.